Pterocles gutturalis (yellow-throated sandgrouse) is the source of this 1115-nucleotide messenger RNA. It is a transcript of the gene RNLS, whose product is annotated as renalase, FAD-dependent amine oxidase. NCBI's taxonomy places the organism in Eukaryota, Metazoa, Chordata, Aves, Pterocliformes, Pteroclidae. Gene Ontology annotation, cellular component: extracellular region. The transcript has 6 exons. The record is from RefSeq and is a predicted model, not a curated record. Bases 1 to 978 code for a protein of 325 amino acids. Gene Ontology annotation, molecular function: oxidoreductase activity, acting on NAD(P)H.
AUGUUUGACUAUGCCAUCAUGGCUUACAUCUCGUGGAGAAGUCAGGUGUCCAACUUCAAGGUAUUGCAAAAUACAGGGCAGUUCCCAUUUCUUCAGGGAAGUGACCUCAUAAGGCAGAAGCAGGAACAGGCUGCAUCUCAAGGCGGUCAGCGCAGUGGCAGAGGGCCAGCGUCAUGGCGUGGUGUCAGCACUGAUGACAGCGCAGCGGAGGAUUGCCUGAAAAUUCUGUCCUUUGUCACUGCUCAGCUAGAGAGCUCGGGGCAGUGGCUUCUUGCUCUGGAGAGUGGCUUUGCCAAGUGGCUGUGCCUCGCCCUGAAAUCUCCCGGUACCUGGGGACUGCAGAAGCUGGAGAGAAGCUCUGGAAGAGGGGAAGGACCAAGGCGGACAGAGAUGAGAGCUUGCAGAAGACUCGCCAAGCUGGGGAAGAGUCCUGCUAGCGCCCGGGUCAAGGCAAAACCUUUAGAUGACACAAAAAUAAUUAAUGAAAGUCAAAAGCAGCAACUGGAAUCUGUGAGCUACUCCUCCCGCUAUGCCCUGGGACUUUUUUAUGAAGCCAGUACACGGAUUGAUGUCCCUUGGGCUGCACAAUACAUCACCAAUAAUCCCUGCAUACGCUUCAUCUCCAUCGAUAAUAAGAAACGCAAUAUAGAAUCUUCUGAAAUUGGUCCUUCAGUUGUAGUUCACACAACAGUAACGUUUGGAAGUGAGCACCUGGAUUCAGACCCCGCAGAAGUGCAGCAGUUAAUUCUCAGUCACCUGGAGAGGAUUGUGCCAUCCCUACCUAAACCAGCUAGCGUCAAGUGUCAGAAAUGGAGAUACUCACAGGUUACAAAAGCUGUGCCCAAUUGUCCAGGACAGAUGAUUCUUCAUACUCAACCUCUCCUGAUUUGUGGGGGUGAUGGAUUUACUCAUUCCAAAUUCGAUGGCUGCAUAGAUUCUGCUAUGAGUCUUGCAGAGGCUGUGAAAUCUCAUUUAUAGCAAUUUCAAAGUCAGCUGCUAACUGUAGUCUAGAUUUAUGAUGAAUUUUACUAUGAUGGAUUGAAUUCUAGUUUAGUGUUUACAUAACUGGCCCCUAUCUUGCAAAAAUAAAUUAUGGAAGACCUAUUGGUGUACUG